GACUGGACCAAUUUUGGGUUAUGGCUUAAAAUACUUGUUUUUUUCCUUUUGGUAACUACUUCUGUGGUUUUUAACAGGUACUGUGCAGAGCUCUGACUCUGCUGGCAGACGGACUCACAGAUAAAGGAUCAUCACAUGGAAUAAAACACGUAUCCUGUAUAUCACUUUGAGGUUGAAUUCAUCCUUAUUUCAUUUAUUUGUAUCUUUCAUUUAUUUUGUAAAUAAUUUUUACUUUUUCCAAGAACUGAAACGGCCUAGCCAUGCUUCCCUUCUCUGUUGUCCUUCUCCUGCUGUGUGCCACCCCUCUUCCUCCCGCCUCUGUGGCCCUGCCCUUUGAACAGAAGGGCUUAUUGGACUUUGGGAAGAGCAUCGAUGUAGAGGGGCUGAUGAUGAUGAUGAUGAACGAUGAAGAGGAAGGCUCAGCGGUUGAGGAAUACUAUAAACCAGAACAGCCUACGUGUCCAUUCGGCUGUCAGUGUAACCAGAAUGUUGUGCAGUGCUCUGACUUGGGUUUACACUAUGUGCCAUAUGACAUCCCCCCGGAGACCAGGCUCCUGGACCUUCAAAGCAACCAGAUCACUGAAAUAAGAGAGGGUGACUUCAAGGGACUCAGUAACCUCUAUGCUUUGGUGUUGGUGAAUAACAAGAUCUCCAGGGUGCACCCUCGGGCCUUCAUGCCCCUCAAAAGGAUGCACAAGCUCUACUUCUCCCACAACCAGCUGACGGCCGUGCCCAAGAACCUGCCCUCUUCCCUGGUGGAGCUGCGCAUCCACGACAACCAUAUCAAGAGGGUGGCAUCUGGGGCUUUCUCUGGCCUGGGCAGCAUGAACUGCAUUGAGAUGGGGAGGAAUCCUAUUCAGAACAGUGGUUUUGAGCCCGGAGCCUUUGAUGGACUUAAACUUACCUUCCUUCGCAUUUCUGAGGCAAAACUCACAGGCAUCCCUAAAGAUCUCCCUGAGGGUCUACAUGAGUUGCAUUUGGAUCACAAUCAAAUUCAAGCCAUUGAACUAGAAGACCUAAGACAAUAUGAGAGUUUGCACAGGUUGGGUCUAGGCUACAAUCACAUUCGCAACAUUGAGCAUGGCAGCCUGUACUACCUGCAAAACCUGAGAGAGCUGCAUCUAGAUAACAACCGGAUCCCCAAUGUCCCUGGAGGCCUUGCUGGAAUGAAGUACCUGCAGGUGGUCUACCUUCACUCCAACAACAUCAGCCAGGUUGACGUGAAUGAUUUCUGCCCUAACGGCUUUGGUGUCAAGAAGACUUACUACAACGGGAUCAGUCUCUUUGAUAACCCAAUCAACUACUGGGAGGUGGUGCCGGCCACCUUCCGCUGUGUCAGCAACAGGAUGGCUGUACAGUUUGGCAACCACAAAAAGUAGUACAUGAGAGGCACCAGCUGUAGGGUAAUACAUGCAACUCAGAUACAACAUAAAUAACUUUGUUACACAGUUAAAAAACAAUUUAUUGAUAGAAAGAGCCUGAUGUAUGGUAAAAGAUAAAUAACUAAAACAUAACUGAAGUUUGUUUUGCAUGCAUGGAGUGGGUGAUAUUGUAUAUUGGAAAGAAAUUCGUCAUCCACAUAAUUUCAAUCAACCAAUCAAAUGUAUUUUAAUACAAUUUUUUUUUUUAAAUAUUUGUUACUUUCAAUUCAGCUGGAUCAUAGCAAUUUGGGAUUCUCUGUGAUUUUGUUUUUUUGUUUGUGUUUUAUCUCAAAUUACCUCUGACCUGACAACUGAUCUCAAAUAUUUGAUAUAGAAGAACAAUGCAAACUGACAGUUGAAAGCACCUUCAGAAGAAUCUGUCUUAUAAAUGUUGUUUAAAAAAUGUUAUUGUCAUGAUGUGUUUGCAGAAUAUUGAAGAUUAUUUAGAAUAUAUUUUGCAUACCCUUUAUUGAAAUUGAAAUCCUUGUUUUAUUAACAGCAUGCUGGAGAGGUCACAGUACAACUUAGAUGCAUAAAAUAUCGGCCUGAAGUGAGCUCCGCUGGGGCAGUCCCAUUAGAUCACUUAUAUACAUACAGACAAGUUAUAUUUGCAUGAUUUAGCUUAUUCAUCAUUCAUAAUUAAUUCAUAAUUAAUGUUUGGUUCAUUCAUGUGACCGACCAAUACCUCACGAGGCUUCUUCUCUCCAAGCUGAGAUCUUGAAACUGAGAUAUCCCUUUCUCAAAACAAGGUUCUGGGCCUGCUGCCAAAUUGCAGAUACUGAUAAUGAGGAUUCGUUCAAUCAGUCACAUGCAUGAACACAGAAAUUGGUUAUUAGAAAAGCACAACCAAUAAAAUGUCCCAUCACAGUCAUAAGAGGGGUCUUAUUUCUCACUCUCCCUAUUUUAUUAGGCCUACAUUAUGAUCAGAGCCGGCUACAGAAUGAUCAGCUAGGCUAAGGAGACAUCAGAUUUUCAACAUUUUGAUGGCAUAUUUACAAUUAUAUAAAAUAUAAACACAUUUUUCACACAACCAAUAAACAAAGCAUACCGACUUUGGCCGCUUCAAUAUCAUGGUUUGCGUUUUCAACACCACAAUAAAUAGGCUAUGUAAAUCUCGACUAAUGGAAAAUACAUCCCUCCCUACCUUGUAGGCCUACCCAGUAUCGAAGGCUUGGCUUGACAAUCUCCGAAUGUCAUUCAACUUUUUGGUGUUUUGUAAUAGAUGCCUCUUUCCAUUCAUCAAAUGGCCGCUGCAGUUUGGAUUGAUUGAUUUGAUUUGUCAGUUUAAAAACAUUCCUAUAUCCACAUGGUACAAAGAUUUUUAAAAGUAACCGGGAGUGCACCAAAAAAAAUUGGGGACUUAUUUCUAUUGUGGUCCUUAUUUUUUUACAUAAAUACAAUUACAUACUGUAGAUACAGACAAAAAAAGGUUAUAUUGUUCACACAUUAGCCAGCUUUUGACAUUCUUUUAAAAAGUGGUUAUGGUUGGUAUGGCUUUGAGAUGCUGUGGUAGAUUGUUCCACUCAACAGCGCCGGUAUAUUAAAAUGUGUUCUUACCAGAUAAAACAGUGAAUAUUAGAGUCUCAGGUAUUAUGCUGGUGGACAUCUCUAACAAAUGAAAAAGACACUGAACAAAAAUAUAAACGUAACAUGUAAAGUAUUGGUCCCAUGUUUCAUGAGCUGAAAUAAAAGAUCCCAGAAGUGUUGCAUAUGCA
Molecule: messenger RNA, 3136 nt
Organism: Oncorhynchus mykiss (rainbow trout)
Lineage: Eukaryota; Metazoa; Chordata; Actinopteri; Salmoniformes; Salmonidae
Gene: bgna
Product: biglycan a
Molecular function (GO): protein binding
Source: RefSeq, a predicted model, not a curated record